This is a messenger RNA of Dujonia railenensis, 1737 nucleotides long. NCBI's taxonomy places the organism in Eukaryota, Fungi, Ascomycota, Pichiomycetes, Serinales, Debaryomycetaceae. The record is from the annotation of a GenBank genome assembly.
AUGGACGCUUCAACUAUUACAGUUCAUUGGCACGAGGAGAAUCUGCCGAUUUAUUCGGUCGAUUUUCAGCCAAAUUCUGAUACUCUGACGAGCAGAAGCCCGCGGUUAGCGACAGCUGGUGGUGACAACAAUAUUAGACUAUGGAAUAUCCUGUACGGAACUACACCCGUUUCUAUAAAUUACUUAAGUACGCUUCGUAAGCACACCCAGGCGGUAAAUGUCGUUAAGUUUAAUCGAGAGGGGGACUCGUUAGCCUCGGCUGGCGAUGACGGAUCAUUGAUACUUUGGCAAAAAUCAGAUACUAUCGUAAAAGAAUUUGGACGAGAAGAGGAAGAAGACGAAUGUCAAGAAUCUUGGAUAGCCAAAAGAGUGCUUAGAUCAUCCAAUUCUGAAAUAUAUGACAUUUCGUGGUCACCGGAUCUGAAAUAUAUAGCGACCGGGUCUAUGGACAAUGUGAUCCGGAUCUACGACGCAGUAAAGGGGCAGGUGCACCAAUUAAGAGACCAUUCACAUUACGUACAAGGGAUAUCGUGGGACCCGUUGAAUCAGUACUUGGCGACUCAAUCAGCUGAUAGAAGUGUGAAUAUAUAUGAGUUUCAGGAAGAAGACGCGGGAGAAGAAGAUCCAAAGCCAAAGUUGAUCAGCAAAAGUUCUAAAGCUACUUUCAAUUGGAAGGAAGGUAAGCCACGAAACUUAACUUUAUAUCAUUCAGAAACGUUACAGAGUUUUUUCAGAAGGUUGGCAUGGAGUCCUGACGGGAGUUUGUUGAUGGUUCCGCUGGGUAUAUAUAGAGAAAGCAACAAAGAAAAUGAAAAAGAUAAUAGUAAAGAAUCAGGCCAGGAAGUUAGCGUUGACGAAAAUACCGACAAAUCACUCCCAAUUCCGGGAGAAGAGCAUAGCACUAAUAAUCCCAAUAGCACAAGCAGCGAAGACGAAUCAAAUUCAGUCUAUAUCUAUACAAGAAAGGGGUUACGACAUUCACCGGUGUGUCACAUAUCCGGGUUAAAGAAACCAGCAAUAGCGAUCUCCUUCUCACCAAUACUAUAUGAGAAGAGUAAGAAAGCUGAUUUGGUUCCGUUCGAUGUACCACAUAAAAUGGUAUUCGCUGUAGCGACACAAGAUUCCGUGAUAGUAUACGAUACAGAAAAAUUGACCCCGCUAGGCUAUGCAUCUAAUUUGCAUUAUUCAUCGAUAACCGACCUUGUUUGGGAUACAGAUGGUGGCAGUUUGAUGAUCAGCUCUACGGAUGGGUUCUGUUCCAGUAUUGUUUUCAAAGAAAAUGUAUUUGGAAAACGAAUGAACAAAACGAAUGAACCAGCUGAGACAACUGCAGAGGAAAAGACAGAGCUGGCAUCAGUAGCGGAAGCUCCAAAAUCUGAAUCUAAAGUUGAACCUGUACCAAGUGCUGCUGAAUCAAAGAUAGAGACGCCAAGUGCUGAAAUUCCCAAAUCAAAAGGUGUGGUCUCGCCAGUGGAUGGAAAAGAGCCAAAGCCUGAACUCACUGAUUCCGUUGUGAAAAAGCUUGAUCCAGGUCCAAGUAAACUAGCAAAUGUACCAACGGGAACAUUGCACCUGGCUGGCGCAUGCGAAAGCACCUCAAGUCUUAAGCAAGUAUCCUCUGUGUCAGAUGAUACGGAAGCUAAAAAGGCCGCUGGCGUUUCAAAUGCCAACUCAUCUGAAACUGUUUCUAACGUCCCUGUUAAAAAACGUAGAAUCCAGCCCAUUUUACUCGAAUGA